Messenger RNA from Clarias gariepinus (North African catfish), 2826 nucleotides. RefSeq names its product MAPK activated protein kinase 3 (gene mapkapk3). Gene Ontology annotation, biological process: peptidyl-serine phosphorylation; intracellular signal transduction; toll-like receptor signaling pathway. The record is from RefSeq and is a predicted model, not a curated record. NCBI's taxonomy places the organism in Eukaryota, Metazoa, Chordata, Actinopteri, Siluriformes, Clariidae. The coding region runs from base 325 to 1536 and encodes 403 amino acids. Gene Ontology annotation, cellular component: cytoplasm; nucleus. The transcript has 10 exons. Gene Ontology annotation, molecular function: ATP binding; calmodulin binding; calcium-dependent protein serine/threonine kinase activity.
GUGAGCUCGUGGUGCACGUUUGGACACGCAGCCGGAGAGGAGCCCGCGCGCAGCCGACCAGCUUUCUCUUUAAAAACUCCCUGACUUUGUCGCUGCUCAGAGUUCGGGCAUGAAAAGCCGAAGAGCGGCUUUGAUAUAAACUUUCAAAGGAUUGUUCUUUUCCUCGAAUGCAACACUUGCCUUUGAUCCCGCGCAGAGGAGCCGUUGCGUGUCGCGUGCCGCGGUGUCAUUUGGAAUGAGUGUUGCGCGCGAGUAAAGCACGAUCAUUUGGGAUUUAUUCUGGGUGGAGUGACACCAACAGACGGAGUGGAAUCGGCUCGGAACAUGCUGCAAAAUGGAAAAGUCAAAGAAGAGCCAGAGCCAGAGACGAGCAGUCAGGGUGAGAGCGCAGAGACCAAGCCGCCGGAGAAGGAGCGCGACCCCGGCACACACUUCCCCAUGCCCAACCCGAACCCUGCUGCUCUCUACCCGAAACUCGAGAUCAAGCGCAACGCCGUGACGGACGAGUACAAGAUCUCCUCUCAGGUCCUCGGCCUGGGCAUCAACGGCAAAGUGCUGGAGUGUUUUAACAAGAAAACCGGGGAGAAGUGCGCUCUGAAGAUUCUCUACGACAGCCCGAAGGCACGCCGCGAGGUGGAGCUGCACUGGCGCGUCUCCUCCGGGCCGCACAUCGUGCGCAUCCUGAGCCUCUAUGAAAACAUGCACCAUGGGAAAAAGUGCCUUCUCAUUAUCAUGGAAUGUAUGGAAGGAGGAGAGCUCUUCAGUAGGAUUCAGGCCAGGGGCGACCAGGCCUUUACUGAGAGAGAGGCGUCUGAGAUCAUGCGAGACAUCGGCACCGCCAUCGAGUACCUCCACAACAUGGACAUCGCACACAGAGACAUCAAGCCGGAGAACCUGCUUUACAACAGCAAAGACUCCAACUGCGUCCUCAAGCUCACUGACUUCGGCUUCGCCAAAGAGACCACGCUGCACAACCCGCUGCAAACGCCCUGCUACACUCCCUACUACGUCGCUCCUGAGAUUCUCAGUCUGGAGAAAUACGACAAAUCGUGUGACAUGUGGUCUCUGGGCGUGAUCAUGUACAUCCUGUUGUGCGGCUUCCCGCCGUUCUACUCUAACACAGGACAGGCGAUUUCCCCCGGCAUGAAGCGACGUAUCCGUAUGGGCCAGUACGAGUUUCCCAACCCCGAGUGGGCCGAAGUGUCCGAGGAAGCCAAACAGUUGAUUAACCAGCUGCUGAAGACCGACCCCAAUGAGAGGAUGACCAUCUCACAGUUCAUGAACCAUCCCUGGAUCAAUUCCAUGGUGGUUCCUCCGACGCCGCUGCACACCACGCGCGUCCUCACUGAGGACAGAGAGCUGUGGGACGAAGUGAAGGACGAGAUGACAAGUGCACUUGCCACCAUGCGUGUGGACUAUGACCAGGUGAAGAUUAAAGACCUGGACACUUCCAGCAACCCGCUGCUCAACAAGAGAAGGAAGAAAGCUGCAGCGGCGGGAGGAAAGGGUGGGGCAACCGUCUGCAACAGCCAAUGAGACGAGAGGGAGGGACGGACGGACGAGGACAAAUGGACAAAUUUAUAGACGAGUGAAGAAUGGAGAGGUGGAGGAGGAAGUGAACAUGAAGAGAAAAUGAGGACACUCUUUUGACUAUAAACAGCAGACACACACACACACACACACAUUAUCUCUGAGUCCCUAUAGAUGCUAAGAUUUGUAUUUUUACACAUCAUAUAUCACGUAAGUUAUAUUAAAUUAAACAUGUCUAUAGGUAAUGCAUUCAGUCGCACAUAUAUAUGUGUGUGUGUGUGUGUGUGUGUGUGUGGUGCAUUUAUAAGGCCUUGACUAUUAAUACAGUAUGCUUUCCUGAGACACUACACACAGACGGUACACUGCCGGUGUGAAGCAGAAAAAGUUUGUCCUUCCUCCCCACUGCCUCCUCAUCCUCGGACAACACGAAGAAGAUCGAAUCUGGGAGUACACACACUUCAGCGGACACACUCUGUAGAAAUGAUUGUGUGUGUGUGUGUGUGUGUAAGAGAGAGUUUUGUACCUCAUUAGUGGGCUGUAUCAUCAUCAUCAUCAUCAUCAUCCUUGUGUCACAGGAUGCUCCGUUUGUAUUUGCUCUUCUCUUUUACACCCUUUUUAAACAGAAGAAUGUUUUAUUUUUAUUUCCUAUUUCUUGAGGACUCUUACAGGAACAUUUUAGCCAAAAAAAAAGAAAAAAAAAGUUAUUUGUGAUGUUUGACGUUUCCCUUGGAGUCUUUUAUUAUGAAUUAACUGAACAGAACGUACCAGAGAGCAGCCACUGUGUUUAAAGCAACAUCAUUUUAAUAAUUAAAAAAAAAAGAAAUGAAUUAAUCAAAUGCAGAAGAUUCUUCUUAUUCCUAAUUUUCAUUGGAAAGUUGACAUUUUUACACUCUUAUGUGAGUGUAACUCCCCUCAGGGCAAAACAUGCAGAUUUAAUGAGAUGUGGCGUUACUGGAGUAAUAAUUACUGUAAUAAAAGUACGAUGAUUUACUUUAAUGUAAAAUAUACAGGAAUAAUUACUUCACAGAUACUUCACAAAAGUACUCUAAAAAUACACUUUUUCUUUUGUUUUGUGAAACGCAUUUUCCCAUAGGAAAUAAUGUAAAUGCAGAUAAUCCGUUCCAGCAACGCAAAAAAUAUCACCAAUAUUACUCAUUUCCAACACUAUAAUCAAAUGUUUACAUAUAAAAACAGUCAAAACAUUUAUAAGAGCCGAGUAAUGAAGCAAAAUAUAAAAUAAAUAGACAUUAAACCUCACCGAAAUUUCUGAUUCGUCUUGGCACCCGCUGCUUUAAA